AGAUUUACAAAAAGAGCGACAAUGGACGAAUCCGUAGUUUUAAAGAAAUUAUUUGAUUUAAGAUGCAUUGAUAAUAAAGAUCAAAGCUUCUCUGACCUAAGUAAAGAUGACGUUCUGAGGAUUAUCCAUGAUCUCUUUGUUGUCUACGAAACUUCGUGGCAUUGGAAUCUAGAAGACCAUCCAAAAAGAAACUUUCAUAUUUUGCUGAGAAACAUGCGAAAAUUGUACUUAGGACAUUUAGUUAAGAAGGAAGAAGAACUUAAGGGUAGCUGUCCAAAAUCAAUUGUUAUUGUUUCAAGAAUUUUAGAAACUAUUGAAAUUAAAAAAGGAAAGAGUAUAUACAAAAGAUAUCAAAAAACACCAACGAAAUUGAAGGGUGAAAACAAUGAAAAUCGAAGAAAGCCUCCCGUGCCGAAUGCAUAUCGAAAGGCCUUAUCAAAUAUGACGAAUGUCGAGAAGACAGCAAAGACAACUUCGCCCCAAGCGGAAAACAAUAUUUCACGGAGAAAAAUAUUUAACAGUCCUGAAUCAAUAGGAUUGGAUAGAUCUAAAUGUUUUACACCUUUAGAGAAGAAUGAGAAUCCAGCUAGCUUUCACACACCGAUAAAUUCUUUGACCGAUGGAAAGAUUUUAAUGACACCAAGCAAGAGUCCCUUUUAUUACACAACAAAACUAAUGGAUGGAACACCUAUUGAAGCUGGAUGUGAAUUACGUGGGAAAGAACUAGUGAGAACACCACCUCAUGCACAAGCUAGCAAGAAAACAUUACCUGAAUCGCCUCUUGCACGCACGCCUGAAAAAUACCUUACAUAUCUCAUUGACGAAGAAAAAACGCCGAGCUUAAAUGGAUCAUUUACCAUUAGUAAAUUAGAAGAAAUUAAAGAAGAACAGGAGGAUAUAAUAGAAGAGCAACAAGUAGUAGCGGAUGAUGAACAGGACGGUAGGCAGUCAAAGGCUACAACAGUUUGGGAAGAUGAAUCAAGUCAAAAGUCUUCUUUGAAUGCAUUAGAAAGUAGUUUGACUAAAAUAGUAGAAAACGCAUUCAUUGAAGCUAAAUCGGGGGAGAGUGAAACAGAAUGUUCUAUAUCAAAGAAAAAUACUCCAAUUACAGAAGCAGUUAUAGAGUCGAAGCUUUCGAAUUUGGCUUCACCUAAAAAUAUUAUUGAAAAAAGUUAUUAUCAUCAAGAUGUUUUACGCGAAGAUGAACUCUUCAAAAGAAUUCGUUCGAAUGAAUCGAGUGGAGUUAAGAUAUCAAUUACGGAAGAGGACGAUUCAGCGGCUAAAUGCGCCGACACAAUUGUUCAUCAGGAAAUAAGUAUUGUUCAAGAUGAUAUUAUAGAUUUUACAAUAUCGUCGCCAAAACAACAAUGCAUGUGCAAACCGAAAAUUAGAAGACAAAAUCCUUUUUCAAAGCUCUUAAGGAGAAUGAAUAAGUGUUUCAGAAGGAAGUCGUAA
Molecule: messenger RNA, 1455 nt
Organism: Dimorphilus gyrociliatus
Lineage: Eukaryota; Metazoa; Annelida; Polychaeta; Dinophilidae
Source: the annotation of a GenBank genome assembly